Molecule: messenger RNA, 940 nt
Organism: Pistacia vera
Lineage: Eukaryota; Viridiplantae; Streptophyta; Magnoliopsida; Sapindales; Anacardiaceae
Product: expansin-A6
Exons: 3
Coding region: 112-894 (260 amino acids)
Biological process (GO): plant-type cell wall organization
Cellular component (GO): extracellular region
Source: RefSeq, a predicted model, not a curated record
CUCAACCUCCCUCCUCCUUUAACUCCUCAUCCAUCCCCAUUCACUCCUUUGGUCCUUUUUAUCUCUUUCCCUUCCAACUCUCUCUCAUUGUGUUUGUUUUCUAAGAAAAUAAUGGCAAUGUUGCGUUUGAGUGUGGCUUGCAUUCUGUCUUUUACGUACUUAAUGUGGAUGGCUGAAGCAAGAAUCCCUGGAGUUUACACCGGCGGCGCAUGGCAAGGUGCCCAUGCUACCUUUUACGGUGGUUCCGAUGCUUCAGGCACCAUGGGAGGAGCAUGUGGGUAUGGUAAUUUAUACAGCCAAGGCUACGGCGUGAACACAGCGGCACUAAGCACAGCACUUUUUAACAAUGGGUUCAGUUGCGGUGCAUGCUUUGAAAUCAAGUGUGCAAGUGACCCAACAUGGUGUCACUCAGGCAGUCCUUCCAUUUUCAUUACCGCUACAAACUUUUGCCCACCAAACUUCGCUCAACCAAGCGACAAUGGCGGGUGGUGCAACCCUCCUCGCCCACAUUUUGACCUCGCAAUGCCUAUGUUUCUCAAGAUUGCCGAGUACCGUGCUGGUAUUGUCCCAGUUUCAUUCCGCCGCGUGCCAUGCCGCAAGAGGGGAGGCAUCAGGUUCACAAUCAACGGUUUCCGUUAUUUCAACUUGGUUUUGGUCAGUAACGUGGCGGGAGCAGGAGACAUCGUGAAGGUGAGCGUUAAAGGAACAAGGACCGGGUGGAUGAGCAUGAGCCGUAACUGGGGUCAAAACUGGCAGUCAAACGCCGUUUUGGUCGGUCAACCACUUUCCUUCAGAGUUAAGGCAAGUGACAGACGCAGCUCCACUUCAUGGAACAUCGCUCCGGCCAACUGGCAGUUCGGUCAAACAUUCGUCGGAAAGAACUUCAGAGUUUGAUUAACAAACUUAAAAAACUUAAAAAAAAAAAAAAAAAAAAGUGUUU